GGUCAUCCGCAGCGUCAUGAACAGCGUCAAGUUCGAAGAGAAUCUGGACCUGCAGACGCGCUCGGCGCGCUCGGUGGCCAAGCUGAUCGAGUUCAGCGUGUCGCCGGCGGCCAAGUCGAAUCCGAGCGACAAGAUCGUCAAGAACCUGUGCGCGUUUGUGUGCCAGGACACGACGCGCGUGGCCAUCUUUGCGGACAGCAAGGGCCUGCGCGAGGGCAUCCUCAGCAUGAACGAGCCCAUCGUGGCGCCGCGCGGUCCCGGGCGUACAAGUGCCAAGGACGAGGCCGCAGAGUCGGAGGAGGUGUUGCAGGGCAAGCUCAUCCGCCGUGGAGCUGCAGCAGCGCUGGCGCAGCUCGCCGACCUGUUUGGCGAGCGUCUGUUCGAGGUGGUGCCGAUGCUGUGGCACUGCAUGAGCAAUGCGCUGCUGCAGACGUUUGGCUCGACGGCGGCUCAGGCCGACGCGCUCAUCGCCAAACAGGAGGAUCUCGGACAGAGCAUCCUCGAUGCGUGCGCGGUGCUCGAUGUCAACCUGCCCAACCUCGGCGGCACGCUGUGCGACAAGGUGGUCGAGCUGCUCCCUGCGCUGACGCUCGCCAUCCAGAGCGAGUAUGCCGUGGUGCGCUCGGCGGCGGCCAAGUGCUUUGCGGUGAUGGCAAGCUGUCUGACCGAGGUGGCGCUCAAGCAUGUGGUGGAGCAGGUGGUGCCCCUGGUGGGCGAUGCGGCCUCGAUCACCAACCGCCAGGGUGCGGUCGAGCUCAUCUAUCACACGGUGCAGCAGCUGGACCUCAAGAUCCUGCCGUACGUCAUCUUCCUGAUCGUGCCCAUCCUCGGCCGCAUGAGCGACAACGACGAAAAGGUGCGGCUGGUGGCGACCAACACGUUUGCCUCGCUCGUCAAGAUGGUGCCGCUCGAGGCCGGCUUGCCGGACCCGCCUGGCUUUUCGGCCGAGCUGCUGCAGCGACGCGAGGAGGAGCGCAAGUUCCUCAUGCAGCUGCUGGACGGAUCCAAGGUGGAGCCGUACACGAUCCCGGUGCGCAUCAAUGCGAAGCUGCGCAAGUACCAGCAGGACGGCGUCAACUGGAUGGCGUUCCUGGCCAAGUACCAGCUGCACGGCAUCCUCUGCGACGACAUGGGCCUCGGCAAGACGCUGCAGUCGAUCUGCAUCCUGUCGUCCAAGCACCACGAGCGGGCGGAGCGGUACCGUCUCACGCAGGCGGCGGAUGCCAAGCCGCUGCCGAGUCUCAUCAUCUGUCCGCCGACGCUGACGGGCCACUGGUGCCACGAGAUCAAGCAGUACGCCAACAACCUGCGGCCCCUGCUGUACUCGGGUCUGCCCGCCGAGCGCGCACGGCUGCAGGCCGAAAUCCCGCGGUACGACGCGGUGGUCAUGUCGUACGACGUGGUGCGCAACGACAUUGCGGCGCUGUCGCAGAUCGCGUGGAACUACUGCAUCCUCGACGAGGGCCACGUGAUCCGCUCGGCCAAGACCAAGACGACCAAGGCGGUCAAGCUGAUCCGCGCCAACCACCGACUGCUGCUAUCCGGCACGCCGAUCCAGAACAACGUGCUGGAGCUGUGGUCGCUGUUCGACUUUCUCAUGCCCGGGUUUCUCGGCACGGAACGCAGCUUCCACGAGCGGUUUGGCAAGCCGAUCAUCGCGUCGCGCGACGGCAAGCUGAGUGCCAAGGAGCAGGAGGCGGCAGCACUGGCGCUCGAGGCGCUGCAUAAGCAGGUGCUGCCGUUCCUGCUGCGGCGGCUCAAGGAGGAUGUGCUGGACGAUCUGCCGCCCAAGAUCAUCCAGGACAUCGAGUGUGAUCUGGGCGAGAUCCAGAAGCAGCUCUACGACGAUUUCAGCAAGGAGCAGAACGAGGACGAGGCCGAGGCGUUUGCGGGCGCCACGGCGACGUCUGGAGGCAAGGAGCCGGCGUCGGAGAAGCAGCACGUGUUCAAGGCGCUGCAGUACAUGCGCAAGCUGGUCAACCAUCCGUCGCUGGUGCUGUCGGACGACAAUGCCAAGCACGUGGCGAUCAAGCAGAAGCUGCAGCGGAGCGGUGGUUCGCUGAGCGACAUUGUGCAUUCGCCCAAGCUGCAGGCGCUGCGGCAGCUGCUGCUCGACUGCGGUAUCGGCGGGUCGGGCGGUUCGUCGGGCGGUGGCAGCGGCGCGAGUGCGGGUGGAGGAGUCGAUCUGGGUGGUGGCGAGGUGGGUGGAGGCGAGAGUGCGGUUUCGCAACACCGCGUGCUGAUCUUCUGCCAGCUCAAGCAGAUGAUCGACAUCAUCCAGCGCGAUCUCUUCGCAGCGUUGAUGCCGAGCGUUUCGUACAUGCGGUUGGACGGUUCGGUGUCGGCGGAGAAACGUCAUUCGAUCGUGCAGACGUUCAAUGCGGAUCCGUCGAUCGACGUGCUGCUCCUCACGACGCAGGUAGGUGGACUCGGACUGACGCUCACGGGUGCGGAUACGGUGAUCUUUGUCGAGCACGACUGGAACCCGAUGAAAGAUCUGCAGGCCAUGGACCGCGCGCACCGCCUCGGGCAGAAGAAGGUGGUCAACGUCUACCGCCUCAUCACCAAGAACACGCUCGAGGCCAAGAUCAUGGGUCUGCAGCGCUUCAAGCUCAAUGUGGCGAAUAGCGUGGUGAACCAGCAGAACAAGGGUAUGGACAGCAUGGAUACCGACCAGAUCCUCGACCUCUUCAACGCACAAGGCGGCGGUGGAUGCAAGGAGGACAAGGAGGAGGCCAAGAAGAAGGGCUUCGCAAGGUUGACCCAGAAGCAGAUUUUGGAGGGUGCCCAGCGCGGGCCGGAGAACGAGGAGAGCGAGUACAAGCAGAUGAGCACCUGGAUGCCCGACGAGUAG
Messenger RNA from Moesziomyces antarcticus, 2854 nucleotides. RefSeq lists its product as uncharacterized. Gene Ontology annotation, molecular function: ATP-dependent chromatin remodeler activity; TBP-class protein binding; DNA binding. The transcript has a single exon. The annotation marks the transcript as partial. Lineage: Eukaryota; Fungi; Basidiomycota; Ustilaginomycetes; Ustilaginales; Ustilaginaceae. The record is from RefSeq and is a predicted model, not a curated record.